Aureobasidium pullulans EXF-150 is the source of this 384-nucleotide messenger RNA. RefSeq lists its product as uncharacterized. NCBI's taxonomy places the organism in Eukaryota, Fungi, Ascomycota, Dothideomycetes, Dothideales, Saccotheciaceae. The record is from RefSeq and is a predicted model, not a curated record. The transcript is spliced from 3 exons. Bases 1 to 384 code for a protein of 127 amino acids.
AUGUUCCAAACAUUAAUGCGGAGGGCUGCUGCUGCUCCUAAAUUCGAUUUCGCGAGGAAUCCGUACAAGUCGAAACGUACUUGGCCGCCGGACUUUACCAAGCUCUCACAAAAACAUCAAUUCCGCCUGGAACGCCGAUACCGAAGAAGGGCAAAGCUGAAGUGGGCAAGACCGACAUGGACCAAGUUUGUCAAGCUGUCUACAUGGGCUACUAUUUCAUUUGUCGUCGUCUAUGGUGUACUGUUCAUGGAGACGGAUGAACGAGGCACUGUCUUUGACACUAUCCGAGACUACUAUGCAAGAGCGACCAAGGACAUGUUCGGCACACCGAGAAGAGAGCCACCAACCAAGCCACGUGCUACGUCUGAAGAGCAGUCUGUGUGA